AGGAGGAGGAGGAGGAGGAGUCCUCAAUAGGAGGGAGAGGGGCUGGAGGAGGAUGAGCGAGAGUCAGCAACAGAGGCAGACAGCGCACAGGGCUCUCUGAGGCUUCGGUGUGGGAGUAUGUGCAUCUCAACACACUGGGAGUGUCGUUCCUGAUCCGUGCAGAGCGUUGUGGAUGCCGUCCGCCCAUCAUCACCGGCCCGACUAGCAAAAAUGUCUGAUUUCGAGGAUUUCAGCAAGCCGGGGGGGCAGGCGAACGUGUCCGAGACCUACCAGCUGAACGCCACCAGCGUGAUCGUGUCGGUGGUCUUCUCCCUCAUCUUCCUGCUGGGCACCGUCGGCAACAGCCUGGUGCUGGCCGUGCUGCUGCGGAGCGGCCAGGUCGGCUACAACACCACCAACCUCUUCAUCCUCAACCUGAGCGUGGCCGACUUCUUCUUCAUCAUCUUCUGCGUCCCUUUCCAAGCCACCAUCUACUCCCUGGAGGGCUGGGUGUUCGGCUCCUUCAUGUGCAAGGUGGUGCACUUCUUCAUCAACCUCACCAUGUACGCCAGCAGCUUCACGCUCGCCGCCGUCUCUGUGGACAGGUACCUGGCCAUUCGCUACCCACUCCGCUCCAGAGAACUGCGAACCCCUUGUAACGCGGUGGUUGCCAUGGUGAUCAUCUGGGGUCUCUCGCUGGUCUUUGCCGGUCCGUACCUCAGCUACUACGACCUGAUCGACUUCGCCAACAGCACCGUGUGCAUCCCGGGCUGGGAGGAGCAGAACCGCAAGGUGCUGGACACGUGCACCUUCCUGGUUGGCUACGUCAUCCCCGUGCUCAUCGUGAGCCUCUCGUACACCCGGACCAUCAAGUACCUGUGGACGGCCGUCGACCCUCUGGACGGCAUGUCCGAGUCCAAGAGGGCCAAACGCAAAGUCACCAAAAUGAUCAUCAUUGUCACCGUGCUCUUCUGCAUAUGCUGGCUGCCGUACCACGUGGUGAUCCUGUGCUACCUCUACGGGGACUUCCCCUUCAAUCAGACCACGUACGCCUUCAGGCUCCUCUCUCACUGCAUGGCCUACGCCAACUCCUGCGUCAACCCCAUCGUGUACGCUCUGGUGUCCAAGCACUUUCGCAAAGGGUUCAAGAAGGUGUUCAGCUGCAUCCUCAGCAAAAACGGGAGGAAUAAGGUCCACGUGGUGCACGUGGCCAACACCGUGCCCGGGUUCGAGGCGGGCUCCACGGAGGUGUCGCAGAUGCACGAGGAGAACAUACGACAGAAUGAAUGUGAGAUGAUAAACCGGCCGAUCGCGGAGCCAAGGGAGGCCACGGUGUCACUGAAUCUGCCCUUUCAGCGGCAGACUUGACGAGUGACUCAUCUCCGCUUACAGGCUCAGCACAGAUUGCCUUUUGUAGAACAAUCACAUUGUAGCUAAGAUUUUCAGAGAAAUGUGUAAAAUCCACAAUAUUCUGAAGUUUGGUGGCAAACAGGGGAACAGAUAAUCAAAGGAUGCAGGCACAAACAUAGUUUCACACAUAUUUGUAUUCUUUAAUACCAUGAACAGAUCAGAAAGAACGUUUUUACCAAAGACAUAAAGAAAGAUGGACGAGUCUGUAAAUAAGCAUUUUAUAAUUAAAAUCAAACAGAACAGAAACAUCAGAUCUUGUGAUACUUAUAAUGACAGAAACUGGGGAAAACGUAUUUGUUGUAUUCUCUUAAUCUAUCAUACCUUUGACUUUUUAGUUUGGUCUAUGUCCCAUCUGCUAACAUGGGCAUGCAAGGUUUAUGAUCUAUACUGAAGCCAGCCACCAGGGGGCCACCAGAUGAUUUGGCUUAACUUUUGGGCGGCUGUCAUGUCGUCCAUCUUUCUCUACAGUCCAUGUUUUUUUACUAAGAGGGAAAGUUACUCAGUAUUUCAUCCGUCAACCAUUUGCCUUAACCAUGAUUUGCACUCUGGUUUUUAUUUACAGCUCUUGUUCAGAGCAACACAAAAUGUAUCUCAUAGUGUUUUCCACCUUCACUUAGCGAGAGGUUGGUAAAUGUGCAGGGAACUCCAUCCAAUCAGCACCAUCCGCUGUUGGUUUGACACUGGCGAGGGUGUGAUGCAGGUUUGGGGGGGGGGGGGGGCGGGGGGCGUCACCUCCACACUGCGCUAUCUCCGACAACAUGUUCACUUUCAUGAUCUGCUGCAACUGAAAUUUCGACAUCUCUAACCUUCUCUGUUACUGAAGUUGUAUAUUUGUUCUCUUUACGUGGAGCAGGAUUUUAUUAAGUGUUUCUGUUUCACAUCGUGCAUGCAGAUGCUGCUCGGCCUUGUCCAGAUAUUACUCGUAUCUUUGAAUUAUGUAUGUUUUAACUUAUAUCUGGUUUACAGACAUCAUAUAAGAUAACAUUUUAAAUAUAUUCUAGCAUAUAUAAAAUGUCUGAGUUUGUUAUCAAUACAUUCUGUUCUGUAAAGAAUCAAGUGUCAAAAGGGAUGCGAUUGGUUAAAAAAAAGAUACAAAGAAAGGUUUAUAUAUUUGAUAAAUAAUAUGAAUUCAAAGUUAUUGGUGGAAAACUCAAGUAGUUUUCAGACCCUACUUGAGAACUGAGGGAUUUCCUUGCUUAACUUGCAUUUUGCAAUGACUGCAUUCAUGGCAUGUUCCUCUUCAAAGUAAAUUAUUAUAUAUUUAAAUAAACAUGUCUAUCAAUGAGUUCACUGGUGCAUUAAAGAGGUGUGUAUUUUAAAACGUGUGUAUUUAAUGUAUUUAAAAGCUGUGAAAUCACAUUGUUUACACUCUCUCUCUCUCUCUCUCUCUCUCUCUCUCUCUCUCUCUCUCUCUCUCUCUCUGUAUAUGCUUGUGUCCUACCUCAGAGCUGUAA
Messenger RNA from Platichthys flesus (European flounder), 2843 nucleotides. RefSeq names its product galanin receptor 2b (gene galr2b). The record is from RefSeq and is a predicted model, not a curated record. Gene Ontology annotation, molecular function: G protein-coupled receptor activity. NCBI's taxonomy places the organism in Eukaryota, Metazoa, Chordata, Actinopteri, Pleuronectiformes, Pleuronectidae. The transcript has 3 exons. The coding region runs from base 211 to 1347 and encodes 378 amino acids. Gene Ontology annotation, cellular component: membrane. Gene Ontology annotation, biological process: G protein-coupled receptor signaling pathway.